Prosopis cineraria is the source of this 3788-nucleotide messenger RNA. Its product is annotated as ABC transporter G family member 24-like. The coding region runs from base 38 to 3622 and encodes 1194 amino acids. The transcript is spliced from 14 exons. Gene Ontology annotation, molecular function: ABC-type transporter activity; ATP binding; ATP hydrolysis activity. NCBI's taxonomy places the organism in Eukaryota, Viridiplantae, Streptophyta, Magnoliopsida, Fabales, Fabaceae. The record is from RefSeq and is a predicted model, not a curated record.
AGUCUCUCUUCAUUCUCCAUACCAAUAUAGGAUCAUCAUGUGUAAGCCUAAGAAGAAAUUGUUGGCAAUAUUCAUUUGGUUAGGGAUUGUGGCGCUCUUGAGCUUCUUCAAUGUGAUAAAGUGCCAACACGUCGUCGCCGAUGACUACGAUCAGAUACAAAAUCCGGCUGUUCUUCCCCUCGUCACGCAGCUUGUGUACUCUCGAAUUUCCAAUCUUACCUCCUUUCUCAGUCAGGAAAUUAGCCGCAGCUCCAGUUUCUGCGUCAAAGAUCCGGAAGCUGAGUGGAAUCAAGCGUUUAACUUCUCUUCAAAUUUGGACUUCUUGACUUCUUGCAUUCGAAAAACCAAAGGAGAUAUCACAAAACGCUUGUGCACAGCAGCAGAGAUGAGGUUUUACUUUAAUAGUCUCUUCGAGAGUUCAAAAGCCAAUUUCGUAAAGCCUAACGAGAACUGCAAUUUAACCUCAUGGGUCUCUGGUUGCGAGCCAGGAUGGGCCUGUAGUGUUGGCCCACAACAGCAAGUUGACCUUCAGAAUUCAAAGGAGAUACCUGCCAGAACUACAAGUUGUCAAGCAUGUUGUGAGGGCUUCUUUUGUCCUCAUGGCCUCACUUGCAUGAUACCUUGCCCGCUAGGUUCCUAUUGCCCUCUUGCAAGACUCAAUGAAACAACUGGUGUAUGUGAACCAUAUAUUUACCAAUUGCCUCCAAGUCAGCCGAACCAUACAUGUGGAGGAGCAAAUAUUUGGGCCGAUUUUACUAGCAGUAUUGAGAUAUUUUGUUCUGCUGGCUCAUACUGUCCAACAACCACCAAAAGAGUCACUUGCAGUAGUGGGCAUUAUUGCAGGAUGGGUUCCACGUCUGAGAAAAGAUGUUUCAAGUUGAGUUCAUGUAAUUCAAAAACAGCAACUCAAAAUCUGCAUGCAUAUGGAAUUAUGCUCAUCGCUGCUUUGAGUACUUUGCUACUCAUUAUUUACAACUUUUCUGACCAAGUUCUCACAAUUAGGGAAAGGCGAGCGGCUGAAUCCAGAGAAGCAGCAGCUAGAAGUGCAAGGAAGACAGCAAAUGCACGCCAAAGAUGGAAAUCUGCAAAAGAUGCCGCUAAGAAGCAUGCCAGUGGGCUGCAAACCCAACUAUCACGCACAUUUUCUCGUAAUAAGAAGGAAGCAUCACAUUCAGGAAAACUUAAAAUUUUUCAAAUUUUGGAUCAGGAAACUUCGGAAACAGACGUUGAAUUUUUGCCGGAACAUUCUAUCACUUCGUGCAUGGUUGUUCCUUCAUCUGCAGUGCCAAAUGAAAUGAGAAAAGAACAGAACUAUCAUGCUAAGAAGCAUGCUAGUGGGCUGCAAACCCAACAAUCACACAAAUUUUCUCGUAAUAUGAAGGAAGCAUCACAUUCAGGAAAACUUAAAAUUUUUCAAAUUUUGGAUCAGGAAACUUCGGAAACAGAUGUUGAAUUUUUACCUGAUCCCAUCACUUCAUGCAUGGUUGUUCCUUCAUCUGCAGUGCCAAAUGAAAUCAGAAACGAACCCAGUGACCGGAUACAGAUGAUGAAUGAGAUAGAAAAUGACCCGGACAUUGAUGGCAACUUAAAUGUUGAAAGUAAAGAAAAAAGUUUCACAUGGAAAAUGCCCAAGGGGAAACAACUGAAUACUCAAACCCAGGUUUUUAAGUAUGCAUAUGCUCAGCUUGAAAAGGAGAAAGCACAGCAACAAGAAAACAAGAAUCUUACCUUCUCUGGAGUAAUUAGAAUGGCCAUCAACAGUGAACAGAGAAAAAGGCCAUUAAUUGAGAUUUCUUUCAAAGAUCUGACUCUCACUCUGAAAGCACAAAGAAAGCAUAUAUUGAGAUGUGUUACUGGUAAAAUUAAACCUGGACGCAUUACCGCUGUCAUGGGUCCUUCAGGUGCGGGCAAGACAACAUUUCUUUCUGCUCUAGCCGGGAAAGCACCUGGAUGCACAGCAACUGGUUCAAUUUUUAUAAAUGGAAAGAAUGAAUCUAUCCGCUCCUACAAGAAAAUUAUUGGCUUUGUGCCACAAGAUGAUAUAGUUCACGGAAACCUAACAGUGGAAGAGAACCUUUGGUUCAGUGCACAGUGCAGGCUAUCCUCUGACCUGUCAAAACCAGAUAAAGUUCUAGUUGUUGAAAGAGUUAUUGAAUUCCUGGGACUUCAGUCAGUGCGAAAUUCCAUGGUUGGGACAGUGGAAAAGCGAGGAAUUUCUGGAGGCCAAAGGAAACGUGUAAAUGUUGGGUUGGAGAUGGUCAUGGAACCUUCGCUUUUGAUCUUGGAUGAACCCACAUCUGGUUUGGACAGUGCAUCAUCUCAACUCCUUCUUAGAGCACUUAGACGUGAAGCUCUUGAGGGGGUAAAUAUUUGCAUGGUCGUGCACCAACCCAGCUAUGCCUUGUUCAAGAUGUUUGAUGACUUAAUUCUACUGGCAAAAGGUGGUCUUACUGUCUAUCAUGGAUCAGUCAAGAAGGUUGAAGAGUACUUUGCAGGUCUUGGGAUCAAUAUCCCAGAACGGAUCAAUCCUCCAGACUACUUCAUUGACAUUCUGGAGGGUAUAGCAGUGCCUAGUGGAAGCUCAAGCGUGAGCUAUAGAGAGCUUCCAAUUAGAUGGAUGCUUUAUAAUAACUACCCAGUACCUUUUGAUUUGCAGCAGGGUGUAUCUAAAUUUGAUAUAUCAUCCCAGAGUGUAAACACGGCUAAUCAAAUGGAUCCUAAUGGUUCUGGUCAUCAGCAAACCUUUGCUGGAGAAUUAUGGCAAGAUGUUAAACACAAUGUGGAACUGCAGGGCAAGACGAUUAGACUUAAUUAUUCGAAGUCCAAGGAUUUAUCUGACAGGAAAACUCCUGGUAUGUUUAAGCAAUAUAAGUACUUCCUAAUAAGGGUCGGUAAGCAGAGACUGCGGGAAGCUAGUAUUCAAGCUAUGGAUUACCUGAUUUUAUUGCUUGCCGGAGCUUGCUUAGGUUUGCUUACAAAAACAAGUGAACAAGCGUUUGGUGUAGCUGGGUACACAUACACUGUCAUUGCCGUCUCUCUUCUAUGCAAAAUAGCAGCCUUGAGAUCAUUUUCUCUGGAUAAAAUACACUACUGGAGGGAGAGAGAUUCCGGCAUGAGCAGCUUGGCCUAUUUUCUCUCCAAGGACACAACUGAUCAAUUUAAUACAGUGAUCAAGCCUCUGGUUUACCUCUCCAUGUUCUAUUUUCUCACCAACCCAAGAUCGUCUUUUGCAGAUAACUACAUCGUGCUUCUCUGUCUUGUAUACUGUGUGACUGGCAUAGCUUAUGCAUUGGCCAUGUUCUUUGAACCUGGUACUGCCCAGCUUUGGUCAGUACUUCUUCCAGUUGUUUUGACGCUUAUUGCGACAAAACAAAAGGAUAGUGAAUUUCUGAAGCGUAUCGCUAAUGUCUGCUAUUCCAAGUGGGCUUUGCAAGCAUUUGUUAUUGCAAAUGCUGAGAGGUAUCAUGGAGUAUGGCUCAUAACUCGAUGCGGAUCACUCAAGGAAAGUGGCUAUAAUCUCCAUGAUUGGAACUUGUGCGUAGUAAUCCUCAUCUGUAUAGGCAUAAUUAGUCGAGUUUUGGCAUAUUUCUGCAUGGUCACUUUCCAAAAGAAGUCCAAGUAACACCACACUUCAAGGAUCAUGCAACAAGGUACCAUAAUUUUGCCUUUCACAAUUAGUUUAGGAUUCUUAAUUAUUUGGACAGUACUUUAUCAUCUAAGAAUGACCCCUUUGUGGGGGUUUAUAUUGUAAAUUUGUAAUCACUCUUGUGAUCCUAUUUAUAAUGGGA